CUCUCCCUUUCACUUUAAGUGGCCGGCCCUCUCGACACCACCCAGCUUCUCCUUUUCCUCCACCUCCUUUUCUUGCCCCCAUUUCUGAGUCGUCUCCUACCUAGGUCUUGUCUGUUGGUAGCUAUACCUGGGUACAAUCCCAUGAGGCCAUGAGUGCAAGCAACUUUGGGGACAGCAUGGAGUGGGGCAGGGGGAGAUCCUCCUCCUCAUCGUCGGGGUCGGGGUCGGGGUCCAGGAGGGGCAAGAGAGCCGCCGCCGUCGACAAGCCGAGGCAGCCGCAGCGGGGCCUCGGCGUCGCGCAGCUUGAGAAGAUCAGGCUGGAGGCCGAAAUGGCCGCGUACCAGCACCACCCUCCUCUCGUCGGACAGCCACCUCCGUCGUCGUCGAUCCACGGAACCGGUAGCUUCAACCUGCAGGAAGAUGCACGGUCGUCGUUGAACUACUCACUGCCGUCUUCGCCGUCCUCCUCCUUCCAUGCUAACAACACCAACGUUUCAUCUACCUACCCGUUCCAUCCAAAUCUUGUGAUGGCCUAUAAUGGAUGGAGAUCAGGAGAGAUGAGAUAUGGCGAAUCGCCAACUGCUCCCAUCACCAGAUCAGCGUCAAAUUAUCAUGGAGCAACUACCUAUGGUACAACACAUUACCCUCAUCCGGGUAGCGAUCACACGUUGCCUCUCUUCGAGCCCAAGCUAGACCUAAAUCAAAUGGCGACAGUAGACUCAUCGUCGGCGAGUACGAACCUGGAUGAUGUGGACCUUGAGCUGAAGCUAUGAUCCCACCUGGUUAAACAUGAUGUCCAUGCUCCUGGCAUAUUCAUCUAUAUGAUGCCACACGAACCGCGGUGUGUUUAAUUCUCAUGCAUAUAUUGGAUUGUGAUUGAUUUGGUGAUGGAUGCUGGCUAGCUAGCUAGUUAAUUUGUACAGACAUAAGCGCACUAUGGCCAUGGAUUUCAGAAUAUAUAAAUGUUUCUGACGCACUGAUCCGGCUGCCUUUUGCACCUAGCUUCUGUUGUAUAAUGACAAGGUACGUAUAUUCUGGUGCAGUA
Messenger RNA from Aegilops tauschii subsp. strangulata, 1045 nucleotides. RefSeq lists its product as uncharacterized. Gene Ontology annotation, molecular function: DNA-binding transcription factor activity. The record is from RefSeq and is a predicted model, not a curated record. Lineage: Eukaryota; Viridiplantae; Streptophyta; Magnoliopsida; Poales; Poaceae.